This is a messenger RNA of Oryzias latipes (Japanese medaka), 2227 nucleotides long. RefSeq names its product ADAMTS like 5 (gene adamtsl5). Gene Ontology annotation, biological process: proteolysis; extracellular matrix organization. The record is from RefSeq and is a predicted model, not a curated record. Gene Ontology annotation, cellular component: extracellular matrix. NCBI's taxonomy places the organism in Eukaryota, Metazoa, Chordata, Actinopteri, Beloniformes, Adrianichthyidae. Gene Ontology annotation, molecular function: protein binding; metalloendopeptidase activity.
GCUCCUCACGCACUUGCGCUGCCCGGACGCGCACGGAACCGCGGGCGGAGGGGAGUCCCGGUUCAGCUGUGAACCGAACACCAACCGCGGAGGAUGGAGGAACUGCGCGGCGGCGAGGCGCAGAAAACUUCUUCCUAAAUGGUUAUCGGGAGCGCGAGGUGGUGGUGGGGGUGCAGUCAGUCAGGUCAUGGGUGGUACUGGCUCUGAAGUCCACGCGCCGGCUCUGUGCGUCGGAACCGCUCCGCUCCACGGUGUGAUCCGGAUUAAAGCUGCCUGACUGAUCCAGGAAGCAGCAUGUCCUGCGCGCAGACCGUCACCAGAAAGUCCGUUCUUUGGCGGGUUCUGACCUUGGUCCUGCUGCUGGUCGCUCCAAGCUGCAUCUCCACCCUGCAGAACGUGUCUCUGGUGGCUUCGUGGCAUCUGUCUGCAGAGACGUUGUUGGGUCGUCCUCUGCGCGCACGACGGCAGCUCCACCUCAGAAACGAGUGGUUGCCGUGGAGCGGCUGGUCUGUGUGCUCUCGCACCUGCGGGGGAGGAGCCUCCGUGCGAACACGCACCUGCAUAACCAGGAAUUUGGUGGGAAGACCGUGUGCAGGAGAGCCCAGACAAUACAAGAUCUGCAACACCAAGGAAUGUCCUCCUGGAUCCCAGGACUUCAGGGAGAUGCAGUGUGCUGUCUUCAACCAAAGACCAUUGGUGGCAGGAAACUCCUUCAAAUGGACUACUUUUCAUGGAGGCUCAAACCCCUGCGAGCUCAGCUGCAUGGCUCUGGGACACAACUUCUACUACAACUUUGGCCAUGUGCUUGAUGGCACGCCAUGCAGCGAUGAGGGGGGCGUCAUGUGUGUGAGCGGACGCUGUCUGAAGCCGGGCUGCGACUCCAUCCUGGGUUCAGGUCAGGAGGAUGAUGCCUGCAUGGUGUGUGGGGGCCACAACAGCACCUGCCUGCAGCACCGCAGCAUUUACAAAAGCAACAGGCUGGAGGCCGGUGGCCCGUUCGGGUACAACCAGGUGGCCAUGAUUCCAGCUGGAGCCACGCACAUCCGGGUCACAGACAACAGCAGGGACUACCUGGCUCUACAGAACAAACACUCCCAGUUUGUGAUCAAUGGGAACUGGAAGAUCAGUGUUCCUGGUGAGUACAGCAUAGCGGGAACCAAGCUGCUCUACAAGCGCUCAGCAGACACCUGGGAGAGUUUUGAGGUUCCAGGACCCACCCAGGAGGACCUGCACCUGAUGGUUCUUGCCAUGGACAGAAAUUCAGGGAUUGAGUAUGAGUACUGGCUUCCACCAGACCUCUAUGCCCUUUUCCAUGGGGGGAAGAGCUCGUUACGCCAGGCUCUCCACACUACCAGCUUCUUUCAAAGGAGUCCGUCUUCCACUACACCCAGUGCUUCUGCCACCAGCAGGCCUCUUCUGAGCACAGGCCGACCUCACCCGAUUUUAAAGAACGUGAAGCGCCCCCACAGCCGCCCCCACCAGCCCAUCGCUCGACUGGAGCGAGAGGAGAGCAUCAGGAGCGUUCCUUUGCUGCCGUCACCUGGAAGACGCUGUGGAAAGUGUUUGCGAGUCAGAGGUCGGCGGGAGCGCCGCAGGCAGUACUGCCAGAAGGACUUUGUGUUUCGCGGAAAAGUUCUUGAGAAGGUGCAAAGCGGAAAGGAGACGCGCUAUGACGUCCAGAUCAUCCACACCUACAGGAACCGCUUCCGCCUGGAGCACCGGGAGUUUCUCUGGGUCCCAAAUGUGUGUGACUGCCCCCACCUGGAGGGUGGGAGGCAGUACGUCUUCAUGGCACGGCGCCACAUUAACUAUGAGCGCACGCUAAAUCGCAUCCUGCUGGAGGAGGACAGUUAUGUGGUGCCGUACCGACCCAGGGAGGAUGAGCUCUUGUGGACCCUGGAGGGGCUGUGCAGCAGCAGAGGACCCCUGCAGCUUUGAGGGGAGUGGGGGGCAUGCAACUAGCAGAAAGGGGAUGGACCUUCAUGCCACAAGGUGCUGGAGUUUGAGGUUUUUGAGGACAUAAAACUGCUGAAUACUCAAAAGUCUGACCAAGAACCAGCAGAGACGGAAGAAAAAGAGUUUAGUUUUCAAAAAAAACUUAUAGUGGAUGCUCAGGUUCACCUGAAAAACAAGAACAUGCAUCCUGUUCCUCCACUGUUUUUGUUGUUGUGUGUGUAUUUGUAUUGUAUCACUGUGUGGCCAAGAAAUAAAACCAAAAUGUUCUGAA